Messenger RNA from Talaromyces proteolyticus, 1702 nucleotides. RefSeq names its product RNA polymerase II transcription elongation factor-domain-containing protein. The coding region runs from base 260 to 1504 and encodes 414 amino acids. The record is from RefSeq and is a predicted model, not a curated record. The transcript has a single exon. Lineage: Eukaryota; Fungi; Ascomycota; Eurotiomycetes; Eurotiales; Trichocomaceae.
GUUUGUGUUCCACGCUUUGCUGACCUGACUGGCGAUGGCCUUUCUUUGCGAGGCGACCUUCUUUGUUCUUUUCUAGCAUUCUUAAAUACCCGCGCGUCCGUAAGUAGGUAGCGUGUGGUAUAUAUAUACACUCUAUCCGAGAAUACCGUCCAUUUGCCGGACCGUGCCUAUAUAUACCGGUCUUUGCAAGGCCACGCCCGACAAUUGAGUCGACAAAUUUGCUUGUGAAGGCCCAGGUGCUGUUUUGAUUCUGGUGAAAAUGUCUCUAGGCAGUGGCACGUUGAUCGACCCUUCGAAACCAGGAGAGUAUCCCAUCUUACUCGGCGACAAAUUGGCUCGGAAGGGGAGUGUGGGGGGGUCGUCGUUCGUUAAUAUAACGUAUAAUCACAAGAGCAAGUCAGCGACACCGAACCAGCGCACGAAAAUAACCCGAUCGUCCGUUUCGCAAGACAUCUACAAUCUCACCAUCACGGACAAAGCGGGAAAUGCCGAGCAGACCACGUUAGAGUACAAAUACAAAGGGAGCGUUGAUCCAUCGUUGCCCGUGCAGAAUUUGGAGACUCGGAAUUUAGUGCUUGUUUUCGAUGCCAAUCGUAAAGCUUUCAUCCUAGAGCCGGUUGGUACGAACUUGAAUUUCAAUUUGCGGUCUGCUCCUGGAAAGAACAAGGAAGCGAUUGACCAAAUCGAGCAACUGCACACUCUCGAUGACGACGCUGAUCAUGCGUCGAGAGAUGAGACUGAUGAUGAAAGUCAAGAAAGCGCCGACCGGGAUAACCCGUAUGACUUCCGACAUUUUCUACCCAAGCCUAAUGUCGAAAGCAGUAAGCCCACGCUGUCGACAACGACCACUCCAGACCCGCAUGGUGCAGUUAGUAGGAUUGAUACGCCUGUGACGAGGCCUACGAAGGUCGAGAAGACGAACCCGAAAACAUUGCCCAAAGCUAGACAGCAAACAAAUCUUCUACACAAACCGAAACAAGGACUGAAGUCUGCUCCAAUGAGCACGGCACCGGCUACGUCGGCAACGAAAAAGAGACCACCCAAGUCAGCGGAGCGCGUGGAAUCAGAAGAUCUCAGCUCUGAAUCCGCACCGUCUGAUGAUGAGCAAGCUGAGCCGCAGCUGGAUUCAAACAAAAGCACGGCCUCUCCAAGCUCUAAUAUUAUUAUCGAUGGAGAUCUCAUUAUUGACAUGGGCUCUCCGCCAUCACGGCCCAGCUUCAAAGUUAACCCUGCUCAUUUCUCGUCCAACAACAGUUCGGCAAACGAAGCCGACGACGAUGAUGAGGAGGAGGAGGAUAUCGAAGACUUGCGACUCCCAUCUCCGGCUCGACAAGACACAACAGCGCCAUCGACUGAUGCUAAGGGAGAGGAUGAGGAUGAUGAGGAUGCGCUGGCAGCAGAGAUGGAAGCUGCUUUUGAAGAGGAGGCAUCAAGGACACAAAACAUGCAACAGACUCAGCGAUAUAUAAGCGAAGACGAGAGCGAGGUCAGUGAGGAGGAGUAACGUAUCUACUUUUAUCCAGCUUCUGCUUCUGUAUCUUGCUUUUGGUUACUUGGACAGGAUUUACUUUAUAUCAUGAUGGCACAUAGCGUUGGCGAUAAGUUUGGAUGUCACACAAUAUUGGCAAUUCAGGUGUUUAGGAUAGGGGUUUUAUACCAUGAGUACUUAUCAUUAUCUUUAUUUUCCAAUUCUCUUCCUGGC